AUGGGACGGCCAGUAACAAAAACAGCAACAACAACUAUAAUCACUGCUAUUACAACUACAACAACAACAACACCAAUUACACCAGCUACAACAACCACGACACCAAUUACACCAGCCACAACAACUACAACAACUAUUACCAUUGCUAUUACAACUACAACAGCUACAAUUACAGAGGCAACAACAACAGCAAUUGCAACUACUGAUACAAUUACAACAACCACACCCACACCCUCAAAAUUUCAACAUCUUGCAGCUUUAAAAUAG
Messenger RNA from Rotaria sp. Silwood2, 267 nucleotides. The record is from the annotation of a GenBank genome assembly. Lineage: Eukaryota; Metazoa; Rotifera; Eurotatoria; Philodinida; Philodinidae.